This is a messenger RNA of Helicoverpa armigera (cotton bollworm), 570 nucleotides long. RefSeq names its product endocuticle structural glycoprotein ABD-4 (gene CPR44). Gene Ontology annotation, cellular component: chitin-based extracellular matrix. The coding region runs from base 83 to 475 and encodes 130 amino acids. The record is from RefSeq and is a predicted model, not a curated record. Lineage: Eukaryota; Metazoa; Arthropoda; Insecta; Lepidoptera; Noctuidae. The transcript is spliced from 2 exons. Gene Ontology annotation, molecular function: structural constituent of chitin-based larval cuticle.
UAAAAACUCAAAAUUUCAGGCCUGAAAGCAUCAGUCGACAACAGUUAUCACUGCUUGUUCCAUCAUCACUAAACAUUACAAAAUGAAAUCUAUUGUGUUGGCUUGCAUGCUGGUCGCGGUGGCGUUCGCUGCCCCGCAAGGCGCCCCCGCCGAGCCCAUCCCCAUCGUGAAGGAUGACAGCCAGAUCAACGGCGACGGAUCCUACCAGUAUGCUUUCGAAACUGGAAAUGGCAUUUCUGCUGACCAGAAGGGAGACCUGAAGAAGGUCGGAGAUGUUGACGCUUUAGAGGUGCAGGGAGAGUUCUCUUACCCCGGAGAGAACGGCCAGACCAUCCACCUUACCUACACCGCUGACGAAAAUGGAUUCCACCCUCAGGGCGACCAUCUGCCCACCGCUCCCCCAGUACCUGAAGCCAUCCAGCGCUCCCUGGCCUACCUCGCCACCGCCGCCCCCGCUGCUGCCGCUCCACAAUAGAUUUCAUGUUGGCUGAUGCUGCAAUACUCAUAAUCACAUAAUGUGAUAAGUAUUUUUUAAUUUUCUACUUGCAAUAAAGCUAAUGUAACAUUUCA